Molecule: messenger RNA, 1709 nt
Organism: Solanum lycopersicum (tomato)
Lineage: Eukaryota; Viridiplantae; Streptophyta; Magnoliopsida; Solanales; Solanaceae
Source: RefSeq, a predicted model, not a curated record
UAAUGUAGCGGAUCACUGAUCUUACUGUGCUAUUAUGAACAUUUUUUUUGGGGGGAGGGGAGGGGGGUGAGGAUAAUAUGUGCUCCAUAGUCUUAUUAGGGGAUUUGGGAUAGAGAUAUAAUAGUUAAAUGAUAGUUUUUUUUUUCAUUAAUUGAUAUAAGAUUUUAAUCAGAUAAUUAUUUUGUUUUAAUUAGUAUUGAUGAGUUUUGAAGUUGCAAAUAUUCUAUCUCAGUGCUUACAUAAUUUGGAUAAGUUUAUGAAUUUUUGAUACACCCAACAUAUGGUAUUAGCGGGUAUCUCCCCUUUCCCGCCAACGACUGAGCCUAGAGAAUUCUUCUCCUUUUCAUCUGGGACGAAAUUACCCCUGCAAUAUCCCCAAAACUCAGCCAAUAACUGUAAGGUAGAGCCGUAAAUAUUCCCAAACAGAGAGUAACGGGGAGGGGCAGUAUUGAGUUGUUCAUUCUUCAUCAUCAAAUUUCCGAUUCCGUUUUCCCUCUGAAGCAAAAAACAUGAAAUUCUCAGAUAUGAAACUUGUAGCCAAAAAUGCUGUGAGAGCUUAUUUUGCAAGGAGUUGGACAAGAGAAGACCUGAUGAAUGAUGGAGAAAUUCCCCAGCAUGCAUACACAAGCUUGAGAAGGGCCAUGAAUGCCGUGAGAGCUUACUUCGUAAGGAGUUGGACAGUAGAAGACCUGAUGAAUAAUGGAGAAAUGACCCAGCACGCUUACGCAAGCUUGAAGACGGUAUAUCUUACUCUCUCCUUUGCCAUGUGGAGCUUUACUUCUGGAUCCUUCUCUCACUGGAUAUGGGAAGCGGGAGGGCGGUUCACAGUCCUUUGUUCUGUAGCAAGUUUACUCUGUCUUUACUUGAUAUCACCAUUGAGAGUGAGGACGAGGGUCUUACUCUUGAUGAUUGCUGCCUUUUCCAUUGGUGCUUCUAUUGGCAUUUUUACCAAAUAUUUCUUUGAAAUAGAUCAAGUCCUUGUUGUCUGCCUUUUGGCACCUCCAAUACUUGGCAUUGGAUUUAUCUGGUCUGAAUCCUUGUUAGCGAGGGAUAGGAGUGAAAUCUACCUGGCCUGCAUGUUCUAUUCUUGGGCUGUAAUGUUCUCCACCUUUGUUGCUACUAAAUCAGAAUAUAUUGACAGCCAGACAGCUCAUUGGAUGUUAAAGGCAAGCAGUUGUAUGCGUACAAUGUAUGCAUUGUGUUUGCAUUGUUCAUGGGAUACGUUGUGGUAUAUAGCCAAGAGAUAUUGUAUGAUGCUCGCUUUGGAGAAAUUAACUUUGUCAAUCGCACACUCACCGUCUUCUUCCGUUUACCGGGUAUAGUGGUCUAUGCUGCAAGACUAUGCCUGACUGCAUAAAUUGAGCAACAGAGACAGAAUCAUGGAAUUAAUGCUGAUACACUUUGAACUGUAGAAUAAAUAGAGAGUAGAAUGCAGAUGGAGAGAACUAUAAAUGAUGAAUUCCUUUGUGGCGAAUUUGGAAUUAGUUAGUCUGAAGCCAAGUGCUUUGAAUAUAUUCCUUGGCCAAAUAGUAAUUGUGUAUUCUAGCGUUCCCUAUUUUUUCACAAAAUUUUAGCUAUACACGAAAGAUUUAUUAUUUAUUUCAUUUUCUUGGAAAAUAUUUUCUCCAUUGUCAAACACAACAAAAAUACAUGUCGGCUUUCUUUACUAUGAACUGGAGUUCAUUAUGGGAAUAUUCAUCAUAUAUUAC